Messenger RNA from Daphnia magna, 3781 nucleotides. RefSeq names its product potassium voltage-gated channel protein Shaw (gene Shaw). The record is from RefSeq and is a predicted model, not a curated record. Gene Ontology annotation, biological process: protein homooligomerization; potassium ion transmembrane transport. NCBI's taxonomy places the organism in Eukaryota, Metazoa, Arthropoda, Branchiopoda, Diplostraca, Daphniidae. The coding region runs from base 993 to 2861 and encodes 622 amino acids. Gene Ontology annotation, cellular component: dendrite membrane; voltage-gated potassium channel complex; neuronal cell body membrane. The transcript is spliced from 7 exons. Gene Ontology annotation, molecular function: delayed rectifier potassium channel activity; protein binding.
CGCCAUGAUGUUCAUUCGGCGCGAAACGAGGUAACGACGUGGUCAUGAAAGGAAACAGUACCCGUAAUAUCAAAGUAAAACACGUUUUUGUAGACCAAUUGAAAAUCGUCUAACUAACUGUGCAAAUUCAUGGGUUAAAUGAUUUAACGACGUAGCCAGAAUUCUGAGUGGUUUUGUGAUUCUAUUUGGUGCUGAAAUGAAACUUUCUGCUGGCACGAGGUUCUUCCCGAAAUGUGGCGGCCAUGUUGGUGUGGGCUAAUAUGGAGGACUCGAAGGAAAGGAGGACAAUGAAAUCUACUCAUCAUGACGUCACUGGCGUUUGACGUUAUCGUCGGCCACUCGCAGUCCAUCAUUGAGAGUCGGUGAAUCGAAGGGAUGAUCGGAUAACGAAACCAAGAAAAAACUCGCAUCCAGCCGCUGCUCUUUUCUUCGUACAGAAAGCGGGCGAUGUCACGGUGGAUAUCGGUGGUUACAAAUCACUUCCCAUUCAAAGGGAAGAAUCGUCUAAAGAGCCGCGGAAUGGCUCUUUGAUUGCCGUGCAGCCACAAAGGAAAGAAAACAAAAGAAGGACAGAGAGAAGCGAAAGGAAAAGAUAAACGUCUCUCUACGAUGUUCUUCUGGCCGUGAUGAUGUCCGGCAAGUGAAUCUGCGCUUUGUCAGAGGCAACUGGGAUAUACAUCGUGUAACAAGCGAGACGUUUUCCAUCGAAAUGAGCCAAUCUUAAAGGCUUCAACCAAGAAGCAAAUCGAAACCUGACAACGUUUUCGAUCCGGUGCUACGUACACGUUAGAGGAACUCGUUUGAUUUGUGCAGUGCGUUCGCUUUGCUGUGUGUGUGUGUGGGUGUGUUGUAGACGUAAUCGAGAGGAAGGAAAGGAACCCAAAAGAAGAAUAAAAACAGUUGGAAUUUUAGUCUGGGCGAAUAAAGAAAAAGAAAAGAAAAAACCAGGAGAGAGGAAGGGCAGUCGAUACAUCAGGAAUCGUUUAAAGCUGAUGCCCAUCAAGAGCCGGCCGAGUGAUCUGCAGGUGGUGACGUCGCCGUAUUCCGUAUUCAGCACGAUGGACGCGGAAAAUCGGGUGGUGCUCAACUGCGGUGGCAUUCGCCACGAAACGUACAAGGCCACGCUGAAGAAGAUUCCGGCCACGAGGCUCUCUCGGCUCACGGAAGCCCUCGCCAACUACGACCCCAUUCUCAACGAGUAUUUCUUCGACAGACAUCCAGGCGUCUUUGCCCAAGUUCUCAACUAUUACAGAACGGGCAAGUUACACUACCCGACUGACGUCUGCGGUCCCCUAUUCGAAGAGGAAUUGGAAUUCUGGGGAUUGGAUUCCAAUCAAGUGGAACCCUGCUGUUGGAUGACCUACACUUCGCAUCGGGACACGCAAGAAACGUUGGCCGUGCUCGAUCGGCUCGACUUGGACACGGACAAACCGAGCGACGAGGAACUGGCUCGCAAAUUCGGAUUUGAAGAGGCUUACUACAAUGGCGAGCUCUCCUGGUGGCAAAAGACGAAGCCGAAAAUUUGGUCCCUCUUCGACGAGCCUUACUCGUCCAAUUCAGCCAAGAUUGUGGGUUUGAUUUCCGUGUUUUUCAUUUGCAUCUCGAUCUUGUCGUUCUGCUUGAAAACGCACCCGGACAUGCGGGUGCCUGUGAUCCGCAACGUGACGGUGCACACGUCGUUCAAUUCGACGGCGUGGACGUUGGACAAGACGCAGACGAACGCUCACGAGGCUUUCUUUUACAUCGAAGCCGUUUGCAACACGUGGUUCACCAUCGAGAUCCUGAUGCGCUUCAUCGCCUGCCCCAACAAGUUCCUUUUCGUCCGCGCGUCCGUCAACAUCAUCGACUACGUUGCCACCUUGUCGUUCUUCAUCGAUUUGGCUCUGCAGAAAUUCGCGUCGCACCUGGAGAACGCCGACAUUCUCGAAUUCUUCUCCAUCAUCCGCAUCAUGAGGCUCUUCAAGUUGACUCGACACUCGUCCGGCCUCAAGAUCCUCAUUCAGACGUUUAGAGCGUCGGCCAAAGAGUUGACGCUGCUCGUCUUUUUCCUGGUGCUGGGCAUCGUCAUCUUCGCCAGCCUCGUCUACUACGCCGAGAGGAUCCAGGCCAAUCCGCACAACGACUUCAACAGCAUCCCGUUGGGAUUGUGGUGGGCCCUGGUCACCAUGACAACCGUCGGCUACGGCGACAUGGCCCCCAAAACCUAUGUCGGCAUGUUCGUCGGCGCCCUGUGCGCUCUGGCCGGCGUGUUAACCAUUGCCUUGCCCGUACCUGUCAUCGUCUCCAACUUUGCCAUGUACUACAGCCACACCCAGGCGAGAGCGAAAUUACCGAAGAAAAGGAGACGGGUACUGCCGGUGGAACAUGCCAGUGGCCCUCGAGGUCCUCAGUUGGCCAUCAGACCGGGCGCUCCCGGCGCACCUGGUAGCGGCGGACCGCGAGGUGCAGUCAGCGGAGGUCCAGGUAAUCUGCGCGACAGCGACGGCAUGCCUUCCCGCAUGAAAGCCAUCAAGCCGCCGCCCACCAUUGCCAACAACGCCAAAGAGUUUGCCGGCGGUCCCAAAAAUAUGGUUGGAUUGACCACCGUGGGCGCCAUGAGCGUCACCGUUAGCCUCAACACGAACGGCGUCGGAUUGGAUUCAACCCUGUCGGCGGUCGCAGCUCCUGCCAGCGGACCCGUGCCCAUCACCAACGGAUCAUCGCCGACCAAUAAUCAGACGACCAUCGGCGCUGUGACAUCUUCUCCGGCUACAGUCGGAACGGCUCCGGCAGCCGCGGCGGCCGCCGCCGCCAUUACCAGCGCUAAUAACGCCGUAAACAAUGUAGGGGUAGUGCUCAGUCCCGUCAGAGUCGAGUUGUGAAAUCAACGUUAUUAUUUUUUUUUAUUAUUAUCAUUAUCUUUUUUUUUAGAUGAAUAAUUAAAAACGAAACGGUGAAUCAAGAGAAAGAUAAAAAAUUUGCAUCGUUCGUCCAUCCCGUCAAUGUUGGUCGAAGAUUGAAGUUGUGUAUAAAAGAGCUUGUUAUGUAUUCUAAUUAAUUCUUUAAUUAAUCCUCUUUUUAGCUUUCGUCUCAUAAAGAACGUAAAAAAACGAAGUUAACUACCACGCAGAGAUGGGAUGAAAUGAAUUUUGCGCAUUUCAACCAUGUUAAUUCACGUUGAAAGGGAAACUCUUUCGGUCCAUAUCGUUGUGUGCACUCGCAUCGUUGCAAACAUUGAUUUCCGUUUCUCGUAUUAUCCCCGACGAACUCUUGUCAAACCCCACCCAACAAAAUACCGAUGAUCUCCGCCCGCCGCGUACGGUAUGUUCACACACAAAAACAACAGAUGACAAAUUGUGUUGCUUUCUUCUCUUUCUUGCGCCAUUGACAGCUCCCCGUUUUUUUUUUUAGAGGCAUUGCAGUACGCGAAAAGAAUGGCAGUUCACAUAAAACUGUCUCCUCCAUCCUGUUCAAGAAUUAAACUUUACGGCAUUCGCUUCAGUGCAGCUCUUUGUACUUUCAUUUGUCCGUCUUUCAUCGCAGUCCCCCACUUGAAUUCACACAACCACCAUUGCUGCUGUUGCCACUUUGACGAUCUAUAUAAUAUGCUCGUGUAUACAUAAAAAUUUAUAUAUACCGUUAUCGUGACUUAUUUGAACUUAGCAUGUUUUUUUGUUUUUUUGUUUAUCGGUUCGUUGAUCCAUUGCUCCCCUUUCUCCCUCGUUCGUCAUGAUAACAUUUUCACUUUGCAAACUUUUGAUUCUUUUUUUCUUCUUUCUAAUAAAACGAAAAUUCUAUGAUA